This is a messenger RNA of Lachancea mirantina, 1872 nucleotides long. Lineage: Eukaryota; Fungi; Ascomycota; Saccharomycetes; Saccharomycetales; Saccharomycetaceae. The record is from the annotation of a GenBank genome assembly.
AUGGCUACGGGUUCUGUGACGCCCGGACCUCCACUUUUGCAUGAUGGUGAGAGAGGUUCAGCUUUGUUGCUAGAAGCCAGGGCACUCAACCCUGACACUUUUCUAUACACUGAAUUGUCCAAAGCUCAUCUCGGUGAAAGAGCGACAGAAAUUUUAAGACUUUUGAUUGCAAAAGGCAGAUUAAGCGCGAGAGAACUUUGCGAACUCUCAGAAUUGGAUUUGAAGGGUGUCAAAAUUGCUUUAGUUUCACUUAUACAGCUGAGAUGCGUUCGGUUUCUCGAAGAAACUGCUUUGUCCGGUCGUAAGACAACCUAUUAUUAUUUUCACGAGGUGGGACUUUUUUUGAUGCUGUAUGCUGGGGAAAUCGUGGAAGCUAUAGGCUCGAAGUUUCAGUCUGAUCUGGCAGCUCGAAUCGUGCAAAACGUGCUAGCACUUGGCUCGUUAACAGUCAAGAAUUACCUUGAGAGCGGCCAAUCCGAGGCCGGCACAUCAGAGAUUUCUUCAGAGUUCGUGAGGCUCUGCGAGACUGGAUUUUUGGUCCCAGUAAGGCCACAUGACAAUACCACGGAGAUUGAUCUAUGGACGAAGCUUUACAAGAAGGAAUAUAACAACAUUCCCAAAACUUCGACGCUUUCUGACUUGAAAAAGAGGACUGAAGCCAGGCAUAAGGCCAAGGAACAGUUCACCAAACUAUAUCAAUCACCUGAUCUAUCCAAGAUCAUAACUAUCAACAAUAGAACCUCUCUUAGGGAGGUCAUAGACACUGUGCCUUUGUCGUUCAACUUAUCCCGCUACCUCAAGACCAAGAGAUCAACACACCUUUUCCACUUCGCUUCGUCGAGGGUAGGCAAAAUUCCAGCGACGAUAUACGAAUAUGCGCUUCAUAUAACAGAGCGCAGCUCUCCUGAGGUUUUACAUCCGUUGGCCAAAACGGGAUUAUUCCAAGAUCUUGAUGAGCUCAAUGCUUUCAAAGAGGAGCAGAUCUUGCUUGAGGAAAAGACUCCAGGUGUAACUUUCAACGCCAUUGACCUCUCGAAACACCUUCCUCAAUCGUUAGAUCUUCGCGGAACGCUACUAACCCAGAAGCUUCUUAAAAGAUCCAAGUCUUCACCUAAUGAAACGAGACAUAACAAAAAAAUCAAAACGGAAGAUGGCUUUGUUGUUCCCCAACUUCCGAUGGGAGCCACCGAAAAUGCGGGACAAGUUGACGACCACAUUACUGAUGAGGAUGAGGACGCCAGCGAUGCUCGUGGUAUUGACCUAAUAAAUGCUCAUUUGAAAUUACUUGCCUCAUCCAAAAUUCCUUUUCUGCAGGAAGCUCAACCUGGCCUCUACUAUGUCCCAUAUUCUGCCUUAAUUCCCCGUCUCAAGAGCUUUACCUAUGAUACAAUAUUGAGUUCCACCUUAGGUCCUUCUUUUUCUAGAGUGCUGCGCUGCGUAAAAGAACACAAAUUAACGACCGAGAAAAUGAUAAAUUCAAUGGUUUUAAUGAAGGAAAAAGACAUUCGCUCCGUCAUUGCAACUUUAAUCAAGUACAAUGCUGUUGAAAUUCAGGAAGUUCCCCGUACAGUGGAUAGGGCAGCUUCAAGAUCUGUUUUUCUCUUUAGACAUAAUGAAAAACAUGCCUUUGACAUGAUGAAGCAUAACCUUACUUGGAAUAUGGCUAACUUGAUUCGCAAAACGGAAGAGUUGAAGACCGAUAACGCGACGUUGUUAACAAAAGCCAACAGAGAGGAUGUCAAGGGUAAAGAAAGAGAACUACUUUUGCCGAGCGAGAUUAAUCAAUUGAAGAUGGUCAAUGAAGGCGAGCUCAAUGGUUUGACAAGAAGAAUAAGAAUUGUCUCGAUCUGGGAAAUAUUCGAAUUUUACUGA